AUGGCCUCGCCGAGAUGCUUCUUCCUAGACCUACCUUGCGAAAUUCGUCUCGACAUCUACGCCCUUCUCCUUCUCAUCCACCCUCCCCUAGAUAGAGUCGGCCCGUCCUCGCCGCAAGCACGGCUCCAUCCCGCAAUCCUUUCCACAAACCGGCAAAUCCAUACAGAGGGGACGCCCAUUCUCUACGGCAGCAAUGUAUUCCUCGCGCACACCAAACUUCUCGCCUCCUUUCCGCGUCUACGGCCAUGGUACUCGCCCGUCCGGGAGCGCUCCGUGCUCCCCCGCAUCCGCCGCUUCCACAUCCGGCUGCGGCUAGACUGCGACCUGGCGUUUGAUGCCGCGGCCGCGACGGCAGCAUUCAACGGCGUGGAUGAGCUCGUCGUCGAGGUGUGGCAGGCCGCCUUCCAGAGUGCGGACCAUAGUGCGCUGCGGGUGUUUGAGGAGGUCCGGGCAGUCAAGACUGUCAGGGUCUAUGGCAGCAUCACAGGGUUUGAGGACUAUGUGGACUGGCUUGAGGGUGUGAUGCGCCGCGGCGGUGAAAUCGAGGGCAGCAAAGACAUCAGUCUUGUCGGGACGAUGUCAUCUCAAAGUCGAAUCCCAUUUCUCGUCACUCCUGUACAGUCCAAGGCAUUGUGCAACCAGCAGACUCCCAUGCAUCCAGGAAGCUUCGGUCGCACGAGAUUGAGUCUUUCUAUACGAUCUGGAGUUGCCAGCUCAUACAGCAUCUAUACGAUUCGAGCUUUCCUAGCUAGCACGCAGCAAACGUCCCCCGGACCUCAUUACUGUGGUGGUCGCGCUCUCGUCAAUGGCGACAUCACACCCCGCGGUGACAACACUGGACUCCACUCCGCGCUCGCACCUGCUCCUCCACGGUCGCAGCACACAAAACUCCCUCCUACAGCAUACGAACCCAACGACUGGAGGUUUGCUGACUGCAUACCUCGACGAAAGGUGCCGGCGGGAAGGGAACGCAAGAAGGCUCAAAGAACAGUAUUCGGGCAUCUCACUGAGUUCAACAAACUCCGCUCAACCUCGCUUUCAGUAGCUAUAGUCGACAUGGCGUUCGAAUUUCUCCCCUUCCUAUCCGCCGUCUUUGGCUGGAUUUACUUUCUCUGCUGGUCCGGCUCCUUCUACCCGCAGCCUCUCCUCAACUUCCACAGGAAAACUACGGCCGGUACAACGGUCGACUUUCCCUUGAUCAACUGCCUAGGCUUCCUCGCCUACUUUGUCUCUAACGCCGCCUUCUACUACUCCCCCGUCGUCCGCGCCCAGUACGCCGCGCGCAACCACGGCCUCACCCCGACAGUCGCCUUCAACGACAUCACCUUCGCCGCCCACGCCCUACUCCUCUCCUGCAUAACCACCUCGCAGUACGUGCCCAAGCUCUGGGGCUUCACCCCCGCGCCGGGCACGAACCCUAGCCGCUUCAUCUCGGGCAUCGCCUCGGGCUGCAUCGUGGGCGUCGCCGUUGUCGGCCUCAUCGUCGCGUCCGCCCCGGGGGACGGCGACCCCGUCACGAGCUGGUGCGCCCUUGACGUCGUCUACGCCGUGUCCUACGUCAAGCUCGUCAUCACCCUCAUCAAGUACACCCCACAGGUCAUUACAAACUACCGCAACAAGUCCACAAAGGGCUGGUCCAUCUGGCAGAUCCUGCUCGACUUCUCCGGCGGCCUCCUCUCUGUUGCGCAGCAGGCAAUCGACUCCUACCUGCAGCGCGACUGGUCCGGCAUCACCGGUAACCCUGUCAAGUUCGCGCUGGGCAAUGUUUCCAUGGUGUACGACUUGGUCUUCAUGACCCAGCACUACAUCCUCUACCGCGGCUCUGACGGCAAGGCUGACGAGAGAGAUUCGCUUCUCCGUGCGGACGAUGAGGAGCAUCAAAGACUAGACUAG
Messenger RNA from Colletotrichum paranaense, 1893 nucleotides. Its product is annotated as lysosomal cystine transporter. Gene Ontology annotation, biological process: L-cystine transport. Bases 1 to 1893 code for a protein of 630 amino acids. The transcript has 4 exons. Gene Ontology annotation, molecular function: L-cystine transmembrane transporter activity. Gene Ontology annotation, cellular component: fungal-type vacuole; vacuolar membrane. Lineage: Eukaryota; Fungi; Ascomycota; Sordariomycetes; Glomerellales; Glomerellaceae. The record is from RefSeq and is a predicted model, not a curated record.